This is a messenger RNA of Triticum turgidum subsp. durum (durum wheat), 3270 nucleotides long. The record is from the annotation of a GenBank genome assembly. Lineage: Eukaryota; Viridiplantae; Streptophyta; Magnoliopsida; Poales; Poaceae.
AUGGCUGGGGGUGGGGCGCCGUUGGAUCGCCUCUCUAUAGUACCGAGACUUAGGGUUCAAGGAGAGAGGGGAGAAAGGGGGAGUGCAGCGGUUGGACUGAGCUUCAGUGACUUAACCGCACCUGCCUUUGGGUCUAUGACUUGUGGGCUACCCAUCUGUUGGGACCACCUAUCAUACAAACAAAAGAUGGGUGUAGGAGGGGCAGCUCUUCAAGGUCGCUGGUGCCGCGGGUCUAUCCAUGACUGCUGUCGGUCUUAUAAAGAUGCUUUGUUGUGCCAGAUAUGCCUGCAAAAUUUAACUCGUCAUGCUCUUUCAGUCUUUGCCGUCAGGUUGGUGGAGGCAGCCCUGGGUCUCGUCGCACUUUUGACACUGCCAGCGUUCUUCAGGGCACUGGUGCUGUACAAUGGGGGGAAGGCAUUGGCCAAGGAGGACAAGGUUGUGUUGUCCGAACGCCAGCUGGGGCUUCUUGGGUUAAAGACCACAGGCUCAGAAGGAUCUCCUAUGGGUGAGCAAACCAAGAAGCCUCCCAAGGCAAAGCCAUCAACACCCUCAGAGCCAAUUGUUCCUAUCAGGAGAUCUUCGUUCAGCUACACACCGUCACGGGUGCAACCAAGGAUUGGCUCCAGCCAUUUGAGCCCUGGUAGUGAGAGAUUGACCACAUUACAAAUGUCACCUUCCACUCCACUACAGAAGCCUGUUUCUUCCCCUUCAACUCCAUGGUCGAGGAAAAGCUCAGGCAGUGCCAAGGGCAUACAAACUGAGGCGAUGUUGGACCAGUUCUUGGCUACCUUGGAUGAAAAUAUUGAUAAUGUCAUGGAUUCAGCCAAUAAAACUGCAACACCUCCAGCAACCAUCACGAGCUUUGGCAUUGCCAGCCCUGUCUCAGUCACCACAUCAACCACACCUUCUGGUGCUACACGGAGCACACCUUUGAGGCCUGUGAGGAUGUCUCCUGGCUCCCAUCAGAAGUACAGCACGCCUCCGAAAAAGGGCGAGGGUGAGCUUCCACCGCCAAUGUCCCUGGAGCAGGCAGUGGAUGCCUUUGAAAAUCUGGGUGUUUAUCCUGAGAUCGAGCAGUGGCGAAACAAUCUCAGGCAGUGGUUCUCUUCAGUCCUGAUGAGCCCGCUUGUUGAAAAGAUUAAAUCAAGCCAUAUUCAGGUUAAGCAAACAACAACUAGUAUUGGAGCUUCAGUUAAUGUUAGCCAAGUUGGAAGCGAUCUGCCAAGCACGACACCACCAGUUAGCUUAUCUCCACUUGGUGGGACUAAAGAUUGGCAGCCAACUGUCACUGUUGAUGAGGAUGGUAUUCUUAAUCAAAUGCGGGCUGCAUUUCUGCAAUCUCGUAAUGCUCCUGUUGCCCAAACCUUUGGUAGCCCACAACAGCCACAAUCAAACCCCCUCCUUCCAGCUAUUCAAGCAUGUAUCGAUGCAAUUACAGAGCACCAGAGGCUUAAUGCUCUGAUGAAGGGAGAGCUUAUAAAAGGCUUGCUGCCACAGAGUAGCGUCCGUGCUGAUUAUACUGUUCACAGAGUUCAAGAACUUGCUGAAGGAACGUGCUUGAAGAAUUAUGAUUACAUGGGCUACAGAGAUGGCUAUGGUAAAUCAGAGAAAAAAUGGACCAGCGAGCUGCCAACUGACUCACAUCUUCUUCUCUACUUGUUUGCUGCUUUCCUUGAACAUCCAAAGUGGAUGCUUCAUGUUGAUCCAACCUCCUACUCUGGUGCCCAGUCUAGCAAAAAUCCUUUAUUUCUAGGAAUCCUUCCACCGAAAGAGAGGUUUCCGGAGAAGUAUGUUGCUUUGAUAUCUGGUGUUCCUGCAAUUAUUCACCCAGGAGCUCUUGUAUUGGCUGUGGGCAAGCAGAGUCCUCCAGUUUUUGCCCUAUACUGGGACAAGAAGCUGCAAUUUUCUCUUCAGAAGCCUGCUAAGGUUUCGCCGCCACCUCAGCAAAAGCUUUCGAGGCUGUCCCCGCCGGUUCCGGCCAAGGCGGCCAGGCCUUCUCGUCCCGCAGAAAAGCCACUGAAGAAAGCUUGCCCAGCCCCCCCGGAUCUGGCGGCCAAGGCCAAGAAAAAGAGCCAGAGGGUGAGCUUCCAGGAUGACGUGGCAGCGCUGGCUCCCUCCGGAAGCGGGGAGAAGGUCAAAGCAUCCACCGAAGACUCUGCUGGGCGCACGCCUAUGGUGCCUGUCAAACCCCUGGAGAAGAAGCCGGCGAAGGUUGUGGCCGCAGAGACCCCGUUCUUCAGCGCUCAGAAUUGCAGCAGCUGCACGCUUGAUCAGCUCGAGUCCGCCUCCUACUGGCUGGCACAGAUCCAUCUGGCCGAGUCUGUUGGCAAGCACAAUGUCUCUGCCGCAUUCUUCCGCCUUGCAUUUGAAUGCCAAGCUCAGCCAUUUCACAGGAUCCGAAGUGAGCUCAGGAACUAUGUGGCGCGCCAUGAGAGUGCUAGCACUUUGACCCCUUUAUUCCAUGAGCUCCUGGUUGCCCAUGCCAUGGCAGUGAACCAACUGAAGUUUGACACUGAUGGGUCUGAAAAGGUGGAUACACCUGCAACUACAAAUACAGUUGACCAAAAGCUUGAUGCUACCACACUGGUGCAUGAAUGCUCUGAACGUGAUUGUGGUGGUGAUCUUGUUGAUGUGGGGGAAGUCAGUGUUAUCAAACAAGGAGAGGAAGAGAUGGACCAACCGAGCUUUGAGCAGAAACUGGAUGAAAGUUUUGCAUUUGAUGAUUGUGAGGCUGUCAUCGUGGACCGGCUAGCUGAAGAACAUUCUGAAUUCGAAAAGAUUAUCGGUGUCAAAGGUCCUUGUGACAGUGAAAUAGUCCAGUCAGCAUGUCGCUCUUCCAUCGACAGGCUGAGCUUGAGAGGAUCCCCUCUAGCAAGGGGAGCAUCUGAAAGACGCCUCUCGUCAGAGAGCCAUUUAGAUAAAUUGUCUCCGUCUGCUGCAGGGAGCUUGUCUGCAAAGCGCUUAUCAUCAUCUGGUAGCCCUUUCAACAACUCUCCGUUCUGCAGGGGCUCGUUACAGAGGCUCACAUCCAGUUGCCCUUCUUCUAAGAAGUCCUCCGCUAAAGGCGGCCUGUCUGCAAAGCGGAUGUCAUCUGGUGGCCGCUCUGAUGAGGAGCAUAAUAAUGGUACUGCUGGAGCUGGUGAUUCUAGCAGAGUGAUUCAAGAAGGGGAAUCUGGUUGCCACAUUUUAGAGCUCCAUGCAGUUGAACCGAUGAAAUUGAAAGAGCAUGGGGAGUAUGAUGAUGAUGCCAUUGAUGAGGUGCGUUUAUGA